Molecule: messenger RNA, 2066 nt
Organism: Mesocricetus auratus (golden hamster)
Lineage: Eukaryota; Metazoa; Chordata; Mammalia; Rodentia; Cricetidae
Product: zinc finger protein 566-like
Exons: 4
Coding region: 649-1809 (386 amino acids)
Biological process (GO): regulation of transcription by RNA polymerase II
Molecular function (GO): DNA-binding transcription factor activity, RNA polymerase II-specific; RNA polymerase II cis-regulatory region sequence-specific DNA binding
Source: RefSeq, a predicted model, not a curated record
AGUGGGUAUGCUUUUGUCACAGCUCAUUGACAGCUAUAUAAACAGAGGGGUUUAGUGACCUCAGAGGGGAAGAAAAACAUCAACAUGAAAUUGUCCAGUUGCCAGAGGCCAUCCAGAUGCCAACCAAACUGGCCAUAGUUCACUGGCCAGAACACCAAAAAGGCAAAAGCUCCAAAACUCAAGGUAACAACCAUUCAGAUCAAGGUGCUAACGUGGCCACUUUUGGGGAACCAAAACCCCAGACUGUCCUGGGACUAUCUACUAUCCCUUAGUCCCCAUUCUGCCUUGAUAAAGAUAUUCCUGAGUCCGAUCCAGAAAAUAUCAAGUCAUUUUCUAUCUUGGUGGCUUAGGAGAGCUGAAAUGGAUGGUGGAUCUUGUCUGAUAGAAGAAUCUUCGUGCCAAAGUUACUGGGCCAAAACUGGCUAAUUACCUUGCAAAAUGUCAUGUACUUGUCACCUAAGAAAAUCUCAGAACUCAUCUCCCCUCAUGUCUGGAUACCUGGACACAGAGAAAAACUUCUAAGCAUUUCAGACUCCUGCCUGGCCUGUGCCAGGUAAAUGCGAAGAAGGACAUGCUUCCCCCAGGCCAGCGGAGUCAGUUCUACUCUGUUCCUGAAGAGUAUUACAGAGGAGCUUCGACUGUCAAGCCAUGGCUCAGGUGUCAGUGCUGUUCCGUGAUGUGUACAUAGACUUCUCUCAGGAGGAGUGGGAGUGCCUGACUGAGGAGCAGAGAGAUUUGUACAGAGAUGUGAUGUUGGAGAACUACAGCAACCUGCUUUCAAUGGUCCUGGAAUCAAGAUGUGAGGCCCAGAAAUUGUUUUUGAAGAAGGAGCUAUAUGAAAUAGAGUCAGCACAGUGGGAGAUAAUGAGAAAACUCACAAGACAGGACCUUCAGUGCACUAGUCUCAGCGGUGCCUGGGAAUGGAGUGGCCAGUGUACGGGACAGCGUGGAUCUCAGGAGAGACAAUUUAGCGAACUGGUAAUCAUUCAUGAAGACGUGCCCACUCUCAGUCAGUAUCCAUCCUUCAGGCUGCAGCAAAUCCUUAAGAAUAAAGAGAAGUAUUGUGCAAGUAAAGAAAAUAGGAAACUCUAUAAGCAUGGCUCGCAGUUUGCUACCCAUCAAAUCAUUCGCACUAUUGAGAAACCAUACGAAUGUAAGGACUGUGGCAAGACCUUUAGACACCCUUCAGGACUUACUCAUCAUCACAAAAUUCACGCUGGGAAGAAACCCUUUGAAUGUAAGGAGUGUGGAAAAACGUUUAUUUGUGCCUCAGACCUGACACGGCAUCACAGAAUUCACACAGGUGAGAAACCUUAUGAAUGUAAGGACUGCGGAAAAGCCUUUAGUAGUGGUUCAAAUUUUACUCGCCAUCAGAGAAUUCACACUGGUGAGAAGCCUUAUGAAUGUAAAGAAUGCGGGAAGGCUUUUAGUAGUGGUUCAAAUUUUACUCAGCAUCAGAGAAUUCACACUGGAGAGAAGCCUUAUGAAUGUAAGGACUGUGGCAAUGCGUUUAGUCAGAGUUCACAACUUAUCAAACAUCAAAGGAUACACACUGGGGAGAAACCCUAUGAAUGUAAGGAGUGUGAAAAGGCUUUCCGGUCUGGUUCUGACCUCACUAGACAUCAGAGAAUUCAUACUGGAGAGAAACCCUAUGAAUGUAAGAUCUGUGGGAAAGCCUAUUCUCAGAGCUCACAACUCAUCAGUCAUCAUAGAAUCCAUGCAGGUAAGAAAGCCUACAAAUACGAGGACUGCGGAAAGAACUUUAAGUAUGACUCACAGCUUAUUCAGCAUCAAAACUUAUAUUGGUGAUAAACAAAAACAUGUAUGUGAAGAUGCAAAACUAUCAGAGAAUCUACCUUUAAGAUCCCUCUAGGCUGAAGAAUGUAGAAACAGUUUACUUGUUGACCUCAGCUUGUUCAUCUGAAGAAAAUCCAUAUUGGAGAGAUACCCUAUGAAUAUAGUAUAUUCUGGAAGCCUUUUAGUGACUUCCUAUUUCUUUAUUCAGUCUGCAUAUCAUUGAAAACAAUCCUUUGACCUUAAACAUCAGGAUUCAUGUAGCAAUAUAA